Schistocerca piceifrons (Central American locust) is the source of this 2064-nucleotide messenger RNA. Its product is annotated as leucine-rich repeat-containing protein 38-like. Gene Ontology annotation, molecular function: protein binding. The record is from RefSeq and is a predicted model, not a curated record. Lineage: Eukaryota; Metazoa; Arthropoda; Insecta; Orthoptera; Acrididae. The transcript has 4 exons. The coding region runs from base 7 to 945 and encodes 312 amino acids.
UCUCGUAUGCACAUGUAUUUUGGUAGCCCCUCAGCUACGGAAAUGACAAUGGAUCUGCUCUUUGAUGUCCCAUCUGUGGUGGCCCGGUCGCAGUGUUGGCGGCUGCUGUUGGCAGUCUGGCUGUUGGCCAGUGUGUCGGCGUCCAGUCCGAUGCAGUGCAAGUGCUGGAACGAAAAAGCCCACACGUACCGCUGCGUUGGCUGCUCACGCCUGCCACUGAACUUACCGACGGGCGUGUCCCGCCUCAGAAUGGCCGGAAACCGCGUCUCUAACAUCCACUUCGUCUCGUCCAGACUGGCCGACCUCAAGUCCAUCUACCUGAACAACAACAGGAUCACGUCUCUCUACACUUCGGACCUCUGUCCCCUGAAGAGUGUGAUGGUGCUGGAUCUAUCAGCCAACAACCUGGAAUCUUUUGAUGAAGAUAGCAUCGCUUGCAACGACCAACUGAAUAAGCUGGUCCUGGACGAUAAUCCACAAAUCCAGCUGGUUGCCCUCCGCAGCCAGUCGCUGGAACACCUCUCCCUGCGGAACUGUGGGCUCACCAGUUUCGACCCACAACUGCUGAGGCGUCUUCGGAAGCUGCGUGGGUUGGAUCUACGCGGCAAUGACGCUCUGCCUUGUGGUCAAGUUACCCAGGACCUCCACAAAUACUGGCCGCGUCUCAGAGUAUACUGCGACGUUCAAACAAGUGCCACAAAAAAUACCAGCACCGGCGCCACCACCACUACCACCACUGCUAGCAAUGCAGGCCUUCCACCACACUCACAAGAUGAUAUCGUUCAAAAGAUCCAGUUAGUUGCCCCCAUUCCAAUAGUACCUCUCGUUGUAAUACUGGCGGUUGUAUUAGCAGCUGUCCUCUUCAGUUUAUGUAAGAGGUCUGGCCAUGACUUUCGGCCAGGCGUCGAGUCUGGAGACGGAAAGCUGCUCGAAGAACCAUGUUGAAAGCUGUCGACCUGUUCGACAUUCGAGCUACCUCCCCUAAGAAUGCCUUUGUGGUCCUGAUCGGCCAUAGAGACGAGUUGUCCUCUCCUCGCACUCGAUCAUCCAGUGUCACCUCGAACGCAGUGGCGCACGCGCUACAGGAGAGUACACUGUGCUGGAAGGGAGAGCCAGUGCAGUUUCCUGUGCUCUCAGUCCGGCUCCCGGGUACCGCCGGGUGGGGUUUUCCGUGGUUUUACUCACCAGCAAGUACAUCAGAACGCACUUCACCCAGUCCACGGACGUCCUCUCCCACAUGUCGCUCCGAACACCGAGCAAACGAAGUGCGGACCACGCGGUAUCCGUUCCAACAUGCUCCAAAAACUCCUCCUCCAACUCCUACUCCUUUUCAAGGCCCUGAAGUCUCGGUCGGUCUGACCACAUCAGCUCGGUUGAGAUCUCGUAUGUCCCGGUGCGAAGGUCUGCUCAGUUAUAUGGCCAACGAGAUCUCGGUCAUAGUGGAAAUAUUGUCAAGGGUGGGUGAGGGGACAGGCAGACCUGCAUCGCACUCGGUGCUCAGUCUGUAGACAUGACGCGUCGCGGUAUGCGUGUAGUGCAUGCCGAUCCUUGCACCGUGGUGGAAGAGAAAUGUCGUGUCAACACCAGCCGCGACUGUCUCGCCUUCAGCUGGCACCCCUUGACAGGGUACACUUUCAGAAACCGCUAGUUAUGUCCUAUACAGUCCUGAACCAUUCCCUGGCCUGCAGUGCUGUGGUGGUGCACAAGUAUCCAAAUCGUAGCUGAGGGGCUAACCGGCCGACCAUCUGCCAUCAACUGAAAUGUGCAUCGAGGGAUUCCUGACUAAUCCGAAGACCGCUUGCCGCUGCGGCUCCAACAACUAAGGCGAAUAAGAGUAUCCAGUGUGUAGACUAGCGUGUCGUGGUGCACGCAGAACCUUGCACCGUGGUGGAAGCGCAAAUCCGUGUCAACACAACCACGACUGUCUCGCCUACAGCUGGCUACACUUCUCAAGACCGGGUCUUCAGCAACAGUUCACCAGUGGACUGUCGAUCCAUGGUCUCUCUCCGGCCGCGGUCUUCGCAGCGCGUGCGUUACUGCAAAUAAACAAAAAAUUCAAAAAAA